AUGUCGCAACUUGAUGUCAGCUCACAUAAUGCAAGAGAUUCGUCUAUUCCACUCCGUGCUACUACUUCUACCCUUCUAAAACAAUCAACACUCGAGCAAUCGUGUGAGAAAGUAAACGAAAGUUCAUUAAUCAUUGAAACAUUUCCUUCCCAACAUUCUAUUGGAAAUCAAACACGAAAGGUUCAUUCUCCACGUUCAGAUCAAACUCUUUCCGAAGAAGAAACAAAUUCCAUCAUUUUGGAAAUGAAAGAAAUGGACGAAAUGUUUCGAACAAACAAGAAGAAAUCGAAAUUUGCACAUCUUUAUCAAUCAAAUAAGAAACAAGGUUUAAAUCAAUCGUUUGCCACAUCAGAAAAGUUUAGUUCAUCAUCCCAUAAUGAAAAUUUAUGUGCAUCUUGUUGUGGAACUUUACGUUGGUCAACUGUCAUGAUUUUGACAGCUGUCUUUUCGAUAAUGAUACUUUUAUUUGUUGCAAUCAUUUCCUCGAUUAUUGUUACGAGUUAUGAUGAGUUGGAAAGAGGAAAUUCCAAAGCAGAUAUGAAAAGAGUUGUCAAAAGUUUUUAUGAUGAAUUUGUGAAUUCAUUGGAGAUUAUGCAAGCAGUUGCUGUUUGGGAUGAGCCUUAUAAAUUAUUUCAAAGAUAUUAUGAUCCAUCAGAAAAUCAAACUGAACUGGCAGUUGACAUGCAACUUUUUUUGGAAACUAAUAUUGAUUCAGCUCAAAUGUUGUUGGAAAAACACAACUAUGCGCUGUUCUAUACCUUGAAUGGAACUUUAAUUGCAAGUAGAGCUCACAAUCUUAUAGACGAAAGUCAAGAUUUAUCCGAUUUGUCAAAAAUUCCAAAAGAAUUAUUGGAAUUGAAUGUAAAUUCGAAUCCUCUUUUCAGAAAUGCAGAUAAAGCUGGAACUUCGAAUGGUGGUUUCCUUAAAGUUUCGAAUGGCGUAGUAGAAAAUAGCAAAAUUGUCAUGUUAGUGGCGAAACCAGUUUCUCCAAGUAAUUUCAAUGAAAAUAAUCCAACUUCUGGAUUGAUAGUGUAUGGUAGACAUGUCACUUAUCAAACUAAGGAAAGAAAUGUGUUUAGAGCUUCUACAUGUGUUAGUUUUUUGAAUUUUGACGAAACUUUACAAAAAUAUUCGAAUGUUAAUGCUACGAGAGUUUCAGUAACAAGUAAUAUUUGGGAGAAUGAUCAAGUUUUAUCCAUUGAUAUGUAUGACGACCUCUCUAGUAGAAACUCUCUCGAUGAUCGUCAUUGCUAUUCGAAAUCUGAACUAAACUCAACUUCCCCUCGAGUUGGUUCCAUUCAAUUCCUUGCCGAUCUCAAUGGAAACCCAAUCCUAGCCAUCCGAUCCGAUACUGAACGAAACAUUUACCUCCUAGGAGUUCGUUCCUUAGCCCUCUCCAUUGCCUUACUAGUUUUUUCAUGUAUUAUUGCAGCCAUUGUAAUCAUUGCCUUUGUGGAGAGGCGAGUAUUGAGGAGAAUGUUUAAACUUUCAAGGAGAAUUCAGGAAAUUACAGCAUCACAUGAUCCUAAACAGAGAAUUGAAAUUGGUCGAGGAGGAAACUCAAUUAAUGCCUCGGAAAGAAAUUUGAUUUUUGAUGAAAUUGACACGACGGCGAAAUAUAUUAAUGAAAUGUUGACUAGUUUGGAUAUUGUAUUGGAAGAGCAGUUGAAGGAACAGAAAAUGUUAAGAAAACUAUUGGAAAGAGUGUACACAGCAGAGGAAUCAGGAAGUGCCAUUAUGAAUGCUGUGAAAGAUGUCGUGUUUAUUGUGAAUGGAGAUAGUGGACUAGUUCUGAAUGCAAAUAACAAGUUUUAUGAACAGAUGGAGAGGAGUGUGAUGGAAGUGGAGGCAAAGGAUCAAGUUUAUGUUUCGAAUUUGUUUUUGGAAAUGAAAUCACUCGAAGCCAAAUUUCAGAAUAAUUUGAGAACUGCCUUACUCUCCCUUAAUGAUGGAAAAUCGCAUCUUUUCAGAGGAAUGACUCCAUCUGGUAAAAUUAUUAGAUACAAUGUAUUCAUUUCCAAAACAAAAGUCAUGCAAAAUAACGAGAAGGUCAUUUCAUUCCUAUUUAUGGCAAAGAAGGACGAUUCACUUUCUUUAGGAAUUGACCAAGAAAUCAUUAAUGAAAAAUUUGAGAAAAUGAUUAAUAAUACGAAAAAGAGAAGAAAAUUCCAGAAAUUCUGCUCAGAAAAAGGUCAACUCUACAAUUUCAAGUUUAUUAGAGAAGUAAGGGAUUACAAAACAACGGAACUUCCAAUUGACCGAGCAAGGAAACAAUCUGAAAUUUGUUCCAACUUUUUGAGGAAAGAUUCUCCAUUCCCAUUGAAUAUUGGAGCAAUUGAUUUGAUUAAGGGAGAAAUUGAAAAGAUUCUAAAAGAAGAAACACCUCAAAUUUCCUUAUUUGAUGGAUUGAAUGAUAUUUUGGAAAGUAUUUUGAAAUCAGAAGUUUUUACACUUUACAAAAUUCAAAAAUCAAAUCUUCUCUACACAUAA
This is a messenger RNA of Naegleria gruberi, 2490 nucleotides long. RefSeq lists its product as uncharacterized. The transcript is spliced from 2 exons. NCBI's taxonomy places the organism in Eukaryota, Heterolobosea, Eutetramitea, Acrasida, Naegleriidae. The record is from RefSeq and is a predicted model, not a curated record. Bases 1 to 2490 code for a protein of 829 amino acids.